Molecule: messenger RNA, 387 nt
Organism: Colletotrichum costaricense
Lineage: Eukaryota; Fungi; Ascomycota; Sordariomycetes; Glomerellales; Glomerellaceae
Exons: 1
Source: RefSeq, a predicted model, not a curated record
CUCCGAGGUUCCGCCCCAACUAAGUCGACACCCAGGUGUACUCCUUCGUUCCUCACCCCUCAGGCAGAAUCCUUCCCGAACACAGUAAACGACACAGUGUCCCGCACCCAGCACCUUGAGGGGGUUUCUGGGGCGGAGAGGCGGGCAGCGAACACAGCCGGGCCUGUUGGUGCAUCUUCGCAGCAUCAACGUCUCAUCGUGCCCUGCACCGUCCCGCUGCUCCCAGCAGGCAACAGAAUAACCUCAAGUUCCAACUCACAAUGGAAUUCCCGACUCCUGCUGGCACGCAUUUUCUCCACUAUGCUAUUCUCUUGGGUUUUCACUAUUUACACGUUUUGCUUCGUUUUGCCUUCUUCGGGACCGAAUCCACAUGGCAUCCUGACAUGA